Messenger RNA from Camelina sativa (false flax), 471 nucleotides. The record is from RefSeq and is a predicted model, not a curated record. NCBI's taxonomy places the organism in Eukaryota, Viridiplantae, Streptophyta, Magnoliopsida, Brassicales, Brassicaceae.
AUGGGGGACGACUCAAAUCCGUUGCCGCGAACCAAGGACCUUGGAUCACCAUCCAUCCAAUGUCCGAUGUUAACAUCGACAAACUAUACCGUUUGGUCGAUGCGUAUGAGAAUCACGCUUCGAGUUAGCGAGGUGUGGGAGACUAUUGAUCCUGGAUCCACCGAUCAGAAGAUGAACGACGUUGCAACUGAUCUACUGUUCCAAUCCAUCCCCGAGUCACUCAUCCUGCAGUUGGAGAUCAAGGUUCANGGGGAGGAGACCCGAAGUGAAGACCAAGCAAAACUUAUGUUCUCUAAUUCAAACAAUCAAGGAAACUACGGUGGAUAUCAAGGAAACAGAGGAGGCUAUAACAGAGGAGGUUAUGGUCGAAGAGGAAGCAGUCGAGGAGGAUAUGGUCGUGGUGGAUAUGGUCGAGGUGGUUUUGGUCGUGGUAACUACAGUGGAGAUAAUUCUGGCAGAGGCAGAGGAUGA